Molecule: messenger RNA, 751 nt
Organism: Pollicipes pollicipes
Lineage: Eukaryota; Metazoa; Arthropoda; Thecostraca; Pollicipedomorpha; Pollicipedidae
Product: cleavage and polyadenylation specificity factor subunit 6
Exons: 4
Coding region: 54-554 (166 amino acids)
Source: RefSeq, a predicted model, not a curated record
CGCCGGCCGCGCCCGCCGCGCCCGCCAUCAGCGAGGCCGAGUUCGAGGAGAUCAUGAACCGCAACCGCACCGUCUCGUCGUCGGCCAUCGCGCGCGCCGUCGCCGACGCCUCUGCUGGCGAGUACGCCAGCGCCAUCGAGACCCUGGUGACGGCCAUCUCGCUCAUCAAGCAGUCCAAGGUGUCGUCGGACGAGCGGUGUAAGAUCCUCAUCAGCUCGCUGCAGGACACGCUGCACGGUAUCGAGGCCAAGAGCUACGGCCGUAAGGAGCGAGAGCGGUCCAGGUCCCGGGACCGGGACCGCUACCACAGCAGCCGGCGCCGCGAGCGCUCGCGCUCCCGCGACCGCGAGCGUGACCGAUCGCGCAGCCGCGAGCGCUACGCGGACGAACGGCGCGACCGCGACAGGGAGCGCGAGAGCCUGUCCGCGCGCUACUACGACGACCGGUACCGGGAGAAGGAGCGGCGCGACGACCGAUCUCGCGACGAGCGCGAGGUGCACCGGCGUGACGAGCGCUCGCGGGACCGCGAUCGCGACCGGCGCGACCCGCACUAGGCGGCGCCGCGGGCCCGGCCGGCCGGCCGGCACGGCCCGCUCCGGCGGCCGCUCCUCUCUGUCUCCCUGCCCGCUGCUCUGUCCGUUUUAUUCAGGCGAGGCUGUGGAUGCCUGGCGAGGCCUUGCGCGGGCCAGGCAAGGCCUUGCGCAGGCCAGGCGCACGUAGGUGUCGAAAUAAACUUGUCAUUAAAACAACG